Oncorhynchus mykiss (rainbow trout) is the source of this 3559-nucleotide messenger RNA. Its product is annotated as ephrin-A2-like. NCBI's taxonomy places the organism in Eukaryota, Metazoa, Chordata, Actinopteri, Salmoniformes, Salmonidae. Gene Ontology annotation, biological process: axon guidance; ephrin receptor signaling pathway; osteoclast differentiation. The record is from RefSeq and is a predicted model, not a curated record. Gene Ontology annotation, molecular function: ephrin receptor binding. Gene Ontology annotation, cellular component: plasma membrane.
AUCAGAUUCACCACGAGGAGUGUUGUCACCAUGAGAGACUGUUGGAAGGAUCGCCACGUUAUUCACUCUGUCGGUCUGUCUCUCUGCCAGUCUGUGUGUGUCUCUGCCAGUCUGUGUGUGUGUCUCUGCCAGUCUCUGUGUGUUGAUCCGUAAAGAACAUUGUGGAGUGUGGACCAUGAAGCCGAAUUGGAUUUUACAUCCAAAUCAGCAGAAACAGACAGAAGAGGAACUUGGGACGGGAGGAGCGUGAUAGCUGGUGAUCUCUGAUGAAAACGAGCAGCAAUAACAGGACCCAACCAACCACUCUCACUGAGGAAACGAUUAACCUGUCGUGGUUUAUUGACCUGAACGGACAUCUGAAGAAUAUUCAAAUGGACCUCCCUUAAUAAAGGGAGGUGUUCAGGACCUGAUAGAAACUGGUCAGCACCAAAACAGAAUCUGUUACUGGAGUAACUGGUCAGUACUGAAACAGAAUCUGUUCGUGGGGAAACUGGUCAGUACUGAAACAGAAUCUGUUCGUGGGGAAACUGGUCAGUACUGAAACAGAAUCUGUUCGUGGGGAAACUGGUCAGUACUGAAACAGAAUCUGUUCGUGGGGAAACUGGUCAGUACUGAAUCAUCUUACAGAGGAACCUUCAUCACCAAAAACAUCAUUUCUUACUGAAGAAAGUGUUCAGCAUGGAACAUGUCUCACUGAAGAAAGUGUUCAGUACCAAAACAACUCCCUGAGGAAACUGUUACAAACCAAUAUAUCUCUUACGGAAGACAGUUCAGUCCCAGCGAGCUGAGGGGAGUCAGGAUGUUCGGUCCCCAGACGACAUUAAACCCAGAUUGGAUUUGGCUUCGCGUCUCAUUGUGGAGUGGAGGAGAGAAGAGGUUUCUAUUUGUGCUGAUAGUGUGUGAUCGAUAGAGAGAGGACGUCAUCGUGAGAUGGCUGAUAAUUCAUCAACGCCAGCAUUUAUAGAAAUACAGAAAUAUGUCAAAUAAUAACAAUGUCUCAUCAAUGUAAUCAAUCAUCAAUGAACAGACAGUGGACUUAAGAUAAAGGUGUGGAUUCAGGAGAAUGAAAGUCACUAGUUUGGAUGUCAUAUUCAGGGGAGCACAAGUUGUACAGAGAGGAUAAGGGAGGACAAGUCUCAGACCCUGGCAAGAACAUAGACACUCUUCCUGUAUUGAUUGAGAUUGAGUGAUUUGCGCAACAUGCAAGCGCAACAGGUUAGGUUUGGGCAUGCUAGCGAUUGGUUAGGGUAAGGUUAGGUUUGGGCAUGCUAGCGAUUGGUUAGGGUAAGGUUAGGUUUGGGCAUGCUAGCGAUUGGUUAGGGUAAGGUUAGGUUUGGGCAUGCUAGCGAUUGGUUAGGGUAAGGUUAGCUUUGGGCAUGCUAGCGAUUGGUUAGGGUAAGGUUAGCUUUGGGCAUGCUAGUGAUUGGUUAGGGUAAGGUUAGCUUUGGGCAUGCUAGCGAUUGGUUAGGGUAAGGUUAGCUUUGGGCAUGCUAGCGAUUGGUUAGGGUAAGGUUAGCUUUGGGCAUGCUAGCGAUUGGUUAGGGUAAGGUUAGCUUUGGGCAUGCUAGCGAUUGGUUAGGGUAAGGUUAGCUUUGGGCAUGCUAGUGAUUGGUUAGGGUAAGGUUAGCUUUGGGCAUGCUAGCAAAGUGGUCAAGGUUCAAGAUAAGGUUUGUAAACAAAAACACGCCAAAACAACACACCUGGAUCCAAACCGCAUUACAGUCCUGGAUUCAAAGUCCUGCACACUACGACCUCUGCCACCCUGUUUCCACUAACAGGCUGGGCCAAUCGGAAUGGACUGGGAUCUUUGAAUGCCCAGACACUGAUUGAGACGGUCCAUGCACUGGCUAUUCCAACUCAACUGUAAGCUAACAUAACCAGCGACGCAGACUUCAAAUGGACACUAUGAUGUUGUGUGUAACUGGUUUGAGGAGUGUGAGGUGGACGGCUCGGCCUGGUCAGAGGAGUGUGUGCACGUGUGUGACGCAGGUGGUUCUGAUGUGUCUGACUGUCCUGUCUUCCUGUCUGUCCGUCUGGGCUGAAGACCAGAUCAUCUUCGACCACCAUGCUGUCUACUGGAACAGCACGAACCCCAGGUUCCACCAUGACUACAGGGUUGCGGUCAAUAUAAAUGACUACCUCGACAUCUACUGUCCAUUCUACACCAACGGCCCUCCGGCUCACGGUCGAAUGGAACGCUAUAUCCUGUUCAUGGUCAACCAUGAGGGGUACACCUCCUGUCAACACAGGAUGAGGGGGUUCAAACGCUGGGAGUGCAACCGUCCUACCGGUCCUGACGGUCCCCUGCGCUUCUCAGAAAAGUUCCAGCUGUUUACGCCUUUCUCCCUGGGCUUCGAGUUCAGGCCAGGACACGAAUACUACUAUAUCUCAUCUCCUCAUCCCAACCAUGUAGGGAGGCCAUGUCUGAGGCUGAAGGUGUAUGUCAGACCCCCAGGCAGUUCAGGGUUUGACUCUCCAGAGCCCUUUCUGACUGAUGGAGCUGCAGACUGGAGCCCAAAGUCCCUGCUAGCCCCAGCCCUAAUGCCCAGCCUGGCCUCACUGCUACUGGGCUUCCUCUCAUCGCUGUGACCCCCCUCCACUGGAGCAAGACCUAGACCAGUCUUUGCUGGAAGACUGCCUGUAGGACUGGCUGGCUGUCCCUCAAACACCCACACGCUCAGGGAGAAACUCUCUUUCAGUCCUGGAUUAAAAACCACUGUGGGUCCCCAGGACAAGCAUUUACAGCUCCUGGGCUAAUUCAUGGAUGAAGAGCCCCUAGUCUAAACUUAACCCUAACCCCCCUGGGGUGUCUGAAGGAACAUGGAUGGAUGGGUUGGGGGGGGGUAGUUGGCUGGACACACACAUGCAUGACCACUGUGAAUCUGGACUGAACUGACAGUUUCUGUUAUGUUUACAUGAUCACAUAUAAUUUAACUGAAGAUGGUUCCACUGAUGUCAUGGUUAUAUUUGAAAUGGACACUUAAUUAGACUUCCAAAGUGCAGAUUCGGAUCUGACACUCAGAAGCCUUCUGAUGGACAUAGUUACUGCUGCAACCCCCAGCCCACAGAGGGAAGAGGAGAAGGAGGGGGAGAGAAAUAAACAAAGAAAAGGAGAGAGAAAGAAAGAGAGUCUCGGGACCGAGACUUCUUUAAGAGACUUCUUUAAUGUCGGGAGGAGAACAUAAUGAGAAGGCACUGUGUUCACACACACACACAGACAAACAAGAACACUGACACGUUUCUACCCUGUUUCAUCUUAUUUUUGUUCCGUUUAAAAGCACCAUCAAAUAUUCAUGAGAGAGAGAGAGAGGAGAGAGAGACAGAGAGAGAGAGAGAGAGAGAGAGAGAGAGAGAGAGAGAGAGAGAGACAGAGACAGAGAGGGACCGCUAGAUGGAAAGAGAAAGCAGUGUAAAUCCAUCCUAACCCUGUGGUUUUGUUGAGGUCGUGUUGUGGCAGUGUUUUAACCAUGUUGUUGUGUUGCGGUCUAGGUUGCGGUCUAGAGAGAGAGAGAGGAGAGAGAGACAGAGAGAGAGAGAGAGAGACAGAGAUAGAGAGAGA